Messenger RNA from Closterium sp. Naga37s-1, 507 nucleotides. The record is from the annotation of a GenBank genome assembly. Lineage: Eukaryota; Viridiplantae; Streptophyta; Zygnematophyceae; Desmidiales; Closteriaceae.
AUGGGUCGGACACGAAUAGCCAUGACGGCGGUGGCAGGGGUGAAGGUGGCUCUCGUUCUCGCUGCCCUCUCCAGGCUCGUUGUCAUGCCGCUCAUGACUCGCCUCCUCUACGCUCCCAGCCACACGGAAAAUGUCCUUCCAUUUGAGCGCAGGGGUGAGUCGCUGCACGCUCGGCAGUGGAAGGUGGUGGCAGAGAGAGCGACCAGUGACCUGGUUGAUGCAGUGGCAGGUGCUGUGCUGGCAGCAGUGAACGAGGAGGCAACUGACGGCAAGGGGGUGAAAGGGUUGCAGCAAGCAGUGCAUGUUUUGCAAGAGAAGUACCCUGCGAUUGUUGCACAGGUGGAGGAGCAGAAGAGAGAAUUGGCGGCAGUGAAAGAGGAGCUGGAGGUGGUGAAGCAGUGGCGAAGGGCAGUGAUCGAUGGGAAAUUGAAGCUGGAUGUUAAAGAGGAAGUGAGGGAGAGCAAGGGGGAUCAGCAACAGAUCUGGAAGGUGAGUGUGGAGUUUUAG